AGGACGUGACGUAACUUUAGCUGAUGUAAAAUGGCGACGAUCGCAUUUUAGUCAAAACAGAACCGACGAGUUUUAAAAAAGGGGUCAAAUACAGGGAAGGUUGCUGAUUUUACGGAAGGAAUAUAAACAUCAAGUUUAUUUGUGGAGCCUUAUCAAGGUUCAGUCAUGACCGAGCAGACCAACGUUAACUCGGAGGGGAUCGUGGGUCUGGAUGAGCCCAAGAAGAUGACCAGAGAGGACUGGAGGAAGAAGAAGGAGCUGGAGGAGCAGAGAAAGCUGGGAAACGCUCCAGCUGAGGUGGACGAGGAGGGAAAGGACAUAAACCCCCACAUCCCACAGUACAUUUCAUCAGUGCCGUGGUACAUCGACCCAUCAAAAAGGCCCACACUAAAGCAUCAAAGACCACAGAGUGAGAAUGAGAAGCAGUACUCCGCAAUCGGAGAGUGGUACAAGAGAGGAGUGCAGGAGAGUGCAGUUGUAACUAAGUUCCGUAAAGGGGCUUGUGAAAACUGUGGUGCCAUGACACACAAGAAGAAAGACUGCUUGGAGGUAAAACCGAUGAAACAGUUUUACAGUUAUCUGCUGGAACAAAUUAAUAUUCAGGGUUUGCUUAUCCUGGAUGUCAAAGGAGAGCGGGAACAUGACAGUGAAGAUGAGGAUGAAGACAAAUAUGCAGAUGACAUCGACAUGCCCGGUCAGAACUUUGACUCCAAGAGACGAAUCACUGUCAGGAAUCUGCGUAUCAGAGAAGACACAGCUAAAUACUUGAGAAAUCUGGAUCCAAAUUCAGCGUACUACGAUCCAAAGACGCGAGCAAUGAGAGAGAAUCCGUACUCGAACACUGGCAAGAACCCUGAUGAAGUGGGGUACGCUGGAGACAACUUUGUUCGCUACAGUGGAGCCACAAUUUCCAUGGCUCAAACACAAUUGUUUGCCUGGGAGGCUUAUGAGAAAGGCUCCGAGGUGCAUCUGCAGGCUGACCCCACCAAACUGGAGCUGCUGCAUCGCUCCUUCAAGGUCAAGAAGGAGGACUUCAAAGAAGAACAGAGGGAAAGCAUCCUGGAGAAGUAUGGAGGCCAGGAGCAUUUGGAUGCACCACCGCGGGAGUUGCUGUUGGCCCAGACGGAGGACUACGUGGAGUAUUCGCGUCACGGCGCUGUGCUGAAAGGACUCGAAAAGGCUGUCGCUCGCUCCAAAUAUGAGGAGGACGUGCUCAUCAACAACCACACUUGUAUUUGGGGUUCCUACUGGAAAGACGGCUUCUGGGGGUACAAGUGUUGCCACUCCAUGGUCAAACAGAGUUACUGCACAGGAUCAGCUGGAAUUGGAAUUAACAACUCAGAGUGCACUCCAUUUGAAGAGGCAAUAACUGAGCCACAGGAGGAAGAACAGCCCAAGACUCUGCUAGAAAUGCAUCAAGAUAAGAUGAAAGAGAAGAAGAAGAAAAAGAAGAACAAAAAGAACAAGAAGCGCGACUCCGACAGCAGUGAUUCGGAGGAUGAGGAGAAGAAGAAGGAAAAGCUGAAGAAGGCUCUAGAAGCAGAGGACAAGCGGGUGAAGCAGGUGGAGAUGCUAAUGCAGCUGGAUGAGAGGAAGAGGCCGUACAACAGCUUGUUUGAAGUAAAGGCGCCCACUGAGGAGGAGAUGGAGGCCUUCCGCAUGAAACGCAGCAGGCCAGAUGAUCCCAUGGCUUCCUUCUUGGGACAGUGACCUUUUCAGUCCCUGCAGAUUCCCCUAAACUCUCCCCAAGGACUCUACUAGAGCAGCUGCUCAGUAAAAUAUAAAAUCCCACAUUCACUCAAGUUUUGUGUUUUGGAAAGAAGCGCUGGAGAAACUGUGUACAGUAUUUUGUAAAAGUUAAUGUUGACACAUUGUUUUGAAGCUGCAUGUCCAUAAAAUGUAGAACAACAACAAAAAAGGUGUUUUGCUUCAACAGGAGACGUUUAAAUACUUUCAAACCUUUCAAAUUCAGUCUUUACAGGAAACAUGAGAAACGUAACUGCAUUUCUUUUUAUAAUAAAAUCCAUUUGCCUGAA
Messenger RNA from Neolamprologus brichardi, 2036 nucleotides. The record is from RefSeq and is a predicted model, not a curated record. NCBI's taxonomy places the organism in Eukaryota, Metazoa, Chordata, Actinopteri, Cichliformes, Cichlidae.